Messenger RNA from Ceutorhynchus assimilis (cabbage seed weevil), 1081 nucleotides. The record is from the annotation of a GenBank genome assembly. NCBI's taxonomy places the organism in Eukaryota, Metazoa, Arthropoda, Insecta, Coleoptera, Curculionidae.
AAAUCAACUCAAGUUGACUUCUGUCAAAAAUUUCGCAACACAUUUUAAUCAAAAUUAUCGUUAGAAAAAUGCAUAAGUUUAUUGCAACUGAGCUUCAACUCAUGGUAGAUACCAUAAUUGUCCGUUCAAUGUCCUAUCCGACCUACUCUAUGGAAGUGAUACUGGCUUCAGUAGUGGUUAUUGUACAAUUACUUUUAUGUGUUGAGAUAGAAAUUUCCAUAUCGAGAACUUAUGACAGAACCAAUGCUAAAAGAUGGAAUAAGAACUCAGUUAAUGGUGACCCCUUCCAAAUAUCGGAUUAUGGUCGUUGCGAUAGUUUUAUGUUUCCCGGACUGCCGCAACUUCUCCAGAGAAAUCCGGAAAUGCUUUCAAAAAUUAAUUAUGGGACUAUACGAAGAAUGGGCAUGAUGCAUAAUGAUAUGUCGGAUUUCAUACGGUUGAAUCCAAAGGGAGACUCGAUUUCUGGUAAUACGUAUUUUUCUGAGAGGGAAAAAAGGGCUGAAUUUUUGCUAUCAAUAACACCAAGCCAAUACAUACAGAAAGACAGGGAACGAUUAAAUCAAAAAGGACUUCGUUCUUGUAUCGAAUCGCUAGCUACAAACCUUGAAAAGGCCAUCAUCAACGACUCUAUAGAAAUUCAAAGUGUGGUGAAGGAUGCCGUUAAACGUAGCCUUAACACGUUAAAAGACAACAUCGAAGCUGAUAAAAAUUCAAACUUUCAAUUAACUAAUUUUCCCUCGCCGAGUUUGCAAAUUUUAAUCGAUCAAAUCGAAGACAAAAAAGCUUUAGAAAACUCUUUAUCGCCCGACUUAAUAUCGUCAAUAUACGUUGCCCCAGAAGUAAGGUCUUCCAUAAAAAACAACAUUGGUUCUGGAGUAACCAAGCACAAAUCCGAAAUUGAAAUCAGGGAAAUAAAAAGUUGCAAUCUGAGUAUCAAAUCCAGUAAAUCUCUAAGCGAUAUUGUAGAUAUUCAAGACGAUAUUGUUGAAAAACACAAAGAGAGAAUGGUCAUUAGUUAAUCAACGUGUCGAAUAUUUUCAUAUUAUGUACCUAUUAUUUUGAGAGAAAUAAAUGUUUAUCA